Drosophila obscura is the source of this 1632-nucleotide messenger RNA. Its product is annotated as histidine-rich glycoprotein. The coding region runs from base 98 to 1501 and encodes 467 amino acids. Lineage: Eukaryota; Metazoa; Arthropoda; Insecta; Diptera; Drosophilidae. The record is from RefSeq and is a predicted model, not a curated record. The transcript has 3 exons.
GCUCAUAAAAUAGGCUGCCCACGGUGCAAACAGCAACAGUUUGGGAGAAAUUUCCCACCGGUCAACACAUCACACACACCACACCCAGCAGACGAACAUGAAGUCGAUUAUAAUUUUCUUGGCCUUAUUCGCCGCUUGCCAUGCGGCUCCCACCACUCCGGCUGACGUCAAGGAAGCCGCGGUGGCUCUUUCGCGUCCAAGUCCUAUCGCUCCUGAUGUGAUCAGCGAUCCCAAGCCCGACGAGAAGGUUGUCCUCCUGAAGAGUGAGCCCGCCCUGCAUCGCCAGAAGCGGGAUGAGACUGCUCACCCCAAGCCCGACAGCGUGAAGGCCCGCGAGCUGCUGCAGCAUAAUCCCCAACGCCAGUCGGAAUCGCCAGCCAAGACUCACGAACCUCUGCAGCAUGAUCACAAGAAGUCGAAGCGCGAGGCUCACCACGAAGAGGGUCAUCACGAAGAGGCUCACCACGAGGAGGAGCCAAAGAAGGACGAGGCGAAGGAUGGCCACUCUCAUGCCGACUCCCACAAGCAGUCCAAGCGUGAGGCUCACCACGAAGAAGGCCAUCAUGACGAGGGUCACCACGAGGAGGAGCCAAAGAAGGACGAGGCGAAGGAUGGCCACUCUCAUGCCGACUCCCACAAGCAGUCCAAGCGCGAGGCUCACCACGAAGAAGGCCAUCAUGACGAGGGUCACCACGAGGAGGAGCCAAAGAAGGACGAGGCGAAGGAUGGCCACUCUCAUGCCGACUCCCACAAGCAGUCCAAGCGCGAGGCUCACCACGAAGAGGCUCAUCACGAAGAGGGUCACCACGAGGAGGAGCCAAAGAAGGAUGAGGCGAAGGAUGGCCACUCUCAUGCCGACUCCCACAAGCAGUCCAAGCGCGAGGCUCACCACGAAGAAGGCCAUCAUGACGAGGGUCACCACGAGGAGGAGCCAAAGAAGGAUGAGGCGAAGGAUGCCCACACUCAUGCCGACUUCCACAAGCUGUCCAAGCGCGAGGCUCACCACGAAGAGGGCCAUCAUGACGAGGGUCACCACGAGGAGCCCAAAAAGGAUGCAUUGCCUCAUGCAUUGCCUGCAUCCGCUCCUGCAGUCACAGCUCCCAAGCAGAAGCGAAACUCUCCCCCGAAGCCAGAGGCCUCAGGGCCCGACCAUCACGAUAUCCAUCAUCACGAGGAGAAGCAUUCGGCGAAGCCAGACUCCCACGCUCACCACAAGCAGAGGCGCGAAGCUCCCUCCAAGCCAGCACUCGCAAGGACCCUCGAACUGGAGCUCGAUCCGAAGCAGGCCGAAGAGCUGUUAAAAUCCUCUGCGCAGCGUCAUCAGCGUGACAUUCCAGUGCCCACUGAGAUCAAGUCCACCGCUGCUCCAGCCAACAACAAGGCCACAACAGAGCUGGCAAUACCCAUCCACCAUCCCGUGUCCGUGGCCGAGUUGUUCCACAAGGAGAAGCCCGCCGACGCCGGUUCCAGCUCCGAGGAGAGCAAGGAGAUCAAGACCUAAGACAAGGCCACAGCCUUGCACCAACCCUUGCUUAUGUAACCGUGUGACGAUAAUUGUCCAGUCACGUUUUCCAUAAUGAAAACAAAGAAACUGCGAAAUUGAAAAAUAAACAAAAAAUAUUUACACACUUA